AUCAUACACUGACAGACACGCAACUCGAGCCGGUCCUGUAGAGGAGGAGCUCGCUUCACUUGUUAGACCAAGGAUCGAUUGUUUACGUGUUAUUCAUCGUUUUUAUUUUCACUUUAAUUUUAUAAAGAUAAUAUUCGUGAGGAACCGGAGAGAUUAUGUCCAGACCGCUCACCAUGAAUCCAGCUUUCCUACCUACGCAAACUAACGGCGUUUUGAGGGCGCUUUUGGAAAAACCGAUGAAACUUAAUUUGCGCCAAGAUGAAGGCUAUGGGAAGUUGAGAGAUAAGACUAAAAGUCUGGAGGACGAUGGGAGCGCUCCACUGUCAGCUUUCUUGGGGCCAACUCUUUGGGAUAAAACGUUGUCUUAUGAUGGGGAUAGCUUUCAGCUGGAGUAUAUGGACCUUGAGGAGUUUCUCACAGAAAAUGGUAUCCCUUCAAGCCCUGUACAGCAUGACCAAAGCCUUCCUCGCCAGCAACAGCAGCAGCAGUCUCCCAUUCAACAGGGCCCCAUCUCAGUCAUGGACCUCAGCAGCCGGUCCAUCACCAACAUCCACACGGGUAUGGUCCAUCAGAACUGCCUCCAGAGCCCAAGCAGACCAGUUUUGCCUUCACGUAACACACCGAGCCCAAUAGACCCAGAGACCAUUCAGAUACCAAUGAGCUAUGAGCCCGAUCCAGCAGACUUGGCUCUGUCCAGCGUACCCGGCCAAGAGACUUUCGACCCACGAAAUCACAAGUUCUCCGAAGAGGAGCUGAAACCUCAACCUAUGAUCAAGAAAGCACGCAAAGUCUUCAUUCCCAAUGAAUUUAAGCAGGAUGAAAGAUACUGGUCCCGGCGCAGAAAGAACAACGUGGCCGCCAAGAGGUCACGGGAUGCUCGGCGCCUCAAAGAAAAUCAGAUUGCAAUCCGGGCUGGUUUCCUAGAGAAAGAGAACAUGGCUUUACGGCAGGAAGUCGCCGACCUACGAAAAGAGCUGGGGCAUUGCAAAAAUAUCUUAACAAAGUAUGAAGCUCAGCACAGCCCUCUGUGAGACCCCGGGGUUCAUGAGGUCUCUGCACUAGUGGCCCUUCCAGUCUGAAGGACAAUAUUGUUGGGUUAAGGCCCAUUUGACCUGUUUUUCAGCCAGCCCACACCUCAAUCUGUUCUUGGCACCUUAGAAGGCAGAAACGUUUUGCCGUGUGUUUAACUCAAAUGCCCUACUCUACUAUUCUGUGUUUGUUAGUGCAAACAAACCCAACGUUGUUUGCUGUCCUUGUUUCAUUUAGGAUGUCAUAAUUCUAUUUUUGUGUUAUUGCAUUUCACUUGCCCAGAAACAUUUUGCCUUAGUUUGCUGUCGUUUAUCAGUUUUCUUCAUUUUGGAAUCAGAGCUAGCAGAUGGUCCGCUACACCUCCAAAUCCCAGAUCCAUGAUGUUAUCUACUGUAAGAGAGUUGUACAGUACAUGUGCAUAGCUGCUUUGGGGUUCAGACGUGUUUGGGUUUUAUGUCACUGUACAUUAUUCUCACAGACAGAACAGAAUGUAGCAAGUUUAAAACACUUGUAAUAAUGUCCGAAAUUCAGGUUUGUCUAAAUUACAUAGCAUUGCGAAAUAAGGACACCCUCUUUUGAAAAUCAUUAUUAAUCGUGAAUUAUUAAUACAAUUGGCUGUCACCUUGAUGAUGAAUUAAUAGUUGAAUGCAAACUGUAAUCAAAGGAAUGCGCAUUGAACAUUUUGGCACCCUUGCUUAUAAAAUAUCAACAGAUGAUGAUAUUGCCUUUUGUUGGUCAGUUGUGAAAUGAAUGUAGAAGUACAGUGUAUUUCAUGUUUAUCGCUUUACUACAGACCAAAUUAUAUAAAAUAAGGUUUUAUUGUCAUAUUUCAAGUAAAUGUUUUUACAAGGUUAUUGUUUUUUGUAUAGUAUUUUCAUAUGGAUUUCUGAAUAUAUAUAAUUUGAUGUGUAUAUUUCUAUAUAGACAUCAAACUAUAUGAAUGAAUUGUACGUUUUACAGGCAACUGUAUGGGCAUUAUUACAAUACAUUCAGCACACGUGACCAUGGUUUCUUUUUAGAAGAGUCGUUUCUUAUACAGGCACUUUGGUGUUUUGUGCACCAAUAUGGAAACAAAUAUUUAUUUGUUUCAUGUUUUCUUUUAUUGUUACAAUUAUAUUGUCAAUACUUUUCAUGCAUUGGUGGUGAUGUACAAUCAUGGAAUAUAAUAUUAUUGUGCUUUUUGCCGAACAUGGCAGAAGAAAGCUAUUCUUUGCUAUGUGGAAUGUUUAAUUGUGUAUUUUAAUAAACAGAAAUGUUUUUUAUAUGAAAGCAUGUUUAAAUAUUAACAUUAAUUCUUUCUGCAAAUGAUGAAUUUACUUAAAUUUUCCAAAAUGUUGUCUGCUGUUGUCCUUUUUGGUUCCUUAUUCUCUUUCAGUAACCAAUUUAAUAAAAGCUUUGAAAAGCUUAUUUCUGGUGAUUAACAAUCAUAGUUGUUUAAAUAAAGUUACAAGGAUUGAUUACUAGAUUUCUAGAUACGACAUAACUCAAUAAAAAUGUAUACUUAUUCAGUGGAGUAUAUAUUCAAGAGAAUAAUGUACAGUAGCAUAUGACAACAUGCAAUGUAAUAGUAAAAUGUAGUAUUCAGAAUGAUUUUUUCUGGUCCUUAAUUUUUAUACACAAUAUAUAGACACAUUAGAUACUGAAACAGUAAAAGAUAAAAUAGAGGUAGACCUACAAAGUAGUUUAAAAUUCACUCUCUCAAGAAAGAACUAUAAAUCUAAAAUGUACCACUAGAUGGCCUUAUAUUUCCAAUGUUGGAGAUUCGCAUCUAAACAGUCAUUAAUCUAUGCUAUUCUCCGAUUAUUUUCAUCAUCACUGUCGUCUUCAAUAGGGGUGCAAAUGUGGUUUUGGUUCCAACACAAAGUUUUUGCGAACCAGUUAUGAAAACAAAAAUGAAUAAGUAAAAAUAAUAAAACACGUCAACGUUGUUCAAAAUAUUUUCUUUUGUGUUAAUCAGAUGGUGGGUGAGUAAAUGAUGUUGAAAAAAUGAGGAUGAAAAAAUUGGGGUGAGCUGUUUUUUUCCUGAUUUUUUUUAAAACUGCACAUCCCUUCCACAGACACGCAAACUCACAUGUGUGCAAUAACUACUCUCUCUCUCUUGCAUAAACAGUAUGACGCUCACUGUACCCUUGCAAUGACAUGUGUUCUGAGCAGGCCCCUAGUACGUGCUGUUUCUGGGUGUGGCCUGGCUGACUUCCUGUGGGGAUUAUGCAGCAUUUAUCAAAUAGACUAUGAGUUAUAUAAAGCCAUUUGUAAAUGCAGAGGGAGCAGAUUGGGAUCUAACAUUAAUCCCAGCCUGCGUUCAGCAUGGCUUCAAUCCAUCUGAACGAAAAGAACAGGCAGGAGGAUUUACAGACCGAACAUGGUCACAUCACAUCCUGAAUCUCUGCUGGCCAUACUGGACACCCCACUGCCCUCUUCAUCUCACAACCUGCACAUCAUAACUGACUGAUCAAUUACAGUCCAAUGUUCAUUGUUCAUGAGCUAUACUGAUAGGCCAAUUGCUUCCCAAGGAACACACUGAUCAAAAAUAUGUUGAAUGCACUUUAAGUCACUUUGAAAAAAAGCAUCUGCUAUUUGUGCAAAUGCAAUAGUUUGUGUAGACAUAGCACUGGAAAUUUAGUUAGAAAUUGUUCAAAUGAUCAGAAUGUUGUUUACAGUACAUUAAAGCAUGGAAUUGAAGAGUCAUUAUUAUGGUGAUGUACACAAAUAAAAGGUUAUGCAAGGGCAUAAAAUUUAGGAAUGUAUACAAACAGAAUUUGUUAUAGUAUUCGUUUUUAGUAUAGUAUAUAUUUUUCUAGUUAUUAUAAACAGAUUUGAAUGUGUGGAUACUGUAUAUAUUUUUGCUGAUUUGCAAAUUACAUGCUGUAUGAACAUGUUGCAGGCAUUCUGAAUUACUUAUACCCUUUCCUAGACCUGUUAUUUUUAUGU
This is a messenger RNA of Triplophysa rosa, 3960 nucleotides long. It is a transcript of the gene hlfb, whose product is annotated as HLF transcription factor, PAR bZIP family member b. The transcript has 4 exons. Gene Ontology annotation, molecular function: DNA-binding transcription factor activity, RNA polymerase II-specific; RNA polymerase II cis-regulatory region sequence-specific DNA binding. Bases 156 to 1031 code for a protein of 291 amino acids. Gene Ontology annotation, cellular component: nucleus. Lineage: Eukaryota; Metazoa; Chordata; Actinopteri; Cypriniformes; Nemacheilidae. The record is from RefSeq and is a predicted model, not a curated record. Gene Ontology annotation, biological process: regulation of transcription by RNA polymerase II.